Messenger RNA from Plasmodium reichenowi, 189 nucleotides. RefSeq lists its product as hypothetical. The record is from RefSeq and is a predicted model, not a curated record. The annotation marks the transcript as partial. The transcript has 2 exons. Lineage: Eukaryota; Apicomplexa; Aconoidasida; Haemosporida; Plasmodiidae.
AUGUCUGAUAUAAAAUCUUCUUCUCGAUAUUCCUCAAAAAAAAGUUUACCUUACGAAAAAGCAUUAUCAUCUACAAUUUCUCAAAUAAAUAAAAAUCGAGAUGAUAUUAUAAAAAAUAAAGUUUAUUGCCCCAUCGAAUUAAAAAAUGUCUACACGUUACUAGAGGACAGUGAUAAAAUAUUAAGAAAA